CACCGUAUACAAACAUAAGAUUAUCGAAGAGAGAGGCAAGACAAAUUUUGAAUUUACUGUCUUUAUUGUAAACACAUUGAAAAGGAGAAUCAUUCUUCGAUACGAUUUGAACGUCGAAACAUCUUGGUUAAUACAGGAAAAUCGAAUACACUUUAAUUUAAAAUUAAUAUAUAUAUAUAUGAGGUUAAAAAUGAUGACGAACGUGAUAGAUUUUCAUACUUCGUUUUUUUAUAUGCUUAACAAUGAACCGAACGGAGAUAAGUUACACGAAUAUAUGAGCGAUUUUUUUGUGGAUCCUCCAAUAGUAUCUAAAAGGCAAAAAUGUGGGAAAAAUCAAUUAAUGGAUCUUAUGGUGCAGGGAGAAAUCAAAAUGGUGGAAGGAAGGUACAGCGAAACAGUCGAUAUCUGUACACGAGGUUUGCAACAGAGUCUUCCAUUCAGUGCACAAUCCGCCAUUUUGUACUUCAUCCGAGCUGAAGCUUUGGAAAAUCUUCAGAUGUACGAGGAAAGUUUGUUAGAUAUCGACAGAGCGAUAGAAAUUUCUGUCAGCAAAACGUUGACGGAUAUAUUGCAGAAAAAGAGGAUUGAUAUAUUAAAGGAAGCCGCUUGUUUCAAGCCGCAAAAAAUGCGGGAUAGAUGCCAAUUCGAGAAUAUACCGCAGCUCUCAAACAAUCAUCAUAAAUAUCAGUUAGGUUUGAGCGAUGCGAUCGACUUGAUUCACAAUGGGCGAUACUUUGUCGCGGUAAAACCGAUCAAGAUGAAAGACGUUAUCCUAAUCGACAAGUCGCAAAUUACCCAUCUUCACAAAGAUGAUUGGGACGAUGAUCCUACGAGUCACAUGUGCCAUUAUUGCUUCAAAUACUGCAGAGCGUUGAUCCCAUGCGAUUACUGUUACCAUGCCCUGUACUGUUCGAAAGAAUGUCGCGGUAAGGCGUAUCAGGCCUAUCAUCAGAUCUAUUGCCGGUAUGGAAAUUUGGAUAACAAAUCUUCGUUCGUGCUUAAAUUGCUCCUGAAAAUUACGGAUAACGGCGCGAGAUUGAAAGAAGCUCUCGAGUAUCACAAAGAACUGGAAAAUAUGAGUGAAGAAAUGGAGAAAAAGGUUUAUAAUCUGAAAGAAAUGAAGGAAAACAAUUUAAGAUCUAUUCUUAAUUUGAGCAUUCCAAUGAAGAAAGAUGACAACAGGACCGAAGAUAAUUUAUUUUAUUCGGCCAAAAUAGCUAUGCUGCUUCGAAAUCAUAGUAAUUAUAUGCAAGGAAGCAACGAUAUUUUAAAUCUAACUAAAUUACUCUGUCGUUUAUGUUAUAUUUACGACAUACAUGCACGUAUGGAUUUUGUACCAAUUUUCGAAAGAUAUAUCGCCCUAUUACAAAAUUUGUACUUCUUGCUUAACUUGGUCCGCCAUUCCUGUUCCGGGAAUACAAUAUAUACCGUGCAUAAAAACAAUGUGCUCGUUCUGCGAGCGGCUAAAGAUAUAUAUCCAGGCGAGCUGAUUACCUUUAACUUCAUGUCCAAAUACGUCGCAUUAGAGUCGAAUUCUAUGCCUCGAAACGUCAUGCUGAAAAAUUUCUUCGAUAUUUCAUGCGAUUGUGAAGCUUGCGCGAAAAGUUAUAAAUUUAAACCCGAACUCGGUACAAAUGUAGAUAUACCAAAUCAAUUACAACAACGUUUACGAAAAUGUCGAAUUGACAUUGAUGCUAUGUGGGAAUUGCUUAAAAUAAUUAAUAACAGCACGAGGAAGCCAUGUUUGGAGGUAGAAAUUCUGAAAUAUUCCAUUUCAGAUGCGUAUUACGGAGAAGAAUAUUUUGUAAGUAUAUAUUAUAUACAAUAUACAAAGUUAAAUGGAGACAAUACAUUGCAUCAAAUUAACUGUUCAGCUUAAUUUUAUUUUUAA
Molecule: messenger RNA, 1891 nt
Organism: Apis mellifera (honey bee)
Lineage: Eukaryota; Metazoa; Arthropoda; Insecta; Hymenoptera; Apidae
Product: SET and MYND domain-containing protein 4
Exons: 5
Coding region: 179-1879 (566 amino acids)
Molecular function (GO): protein binding
Source: RefSeq, a predicted model, not a curated record